Messenger RNA from Vollenhovia emeryi, 1934 nucleotides. It is a transcript of the gene EndoB, whose product is annotated as endophilin-B2. NCBI's taxonomy places the organism in Eukaryota, Metazoa, Arthropoda, Insecta, Hymenoptera, Formicidae. Gene Ontology annotation, molecular function: protein binding. The record is from RefSeq and is a predicted model, not a curated record. The transcript has 8 exons. Gene Ontology annotation, biological process: membrane organization. The coding region runs from base 96 to 1034 and encodes 312 amino acids. Gene Ontology annotation, cellular component: cytoplasm; membrane.
GAGAGAGAGAGAGAGGAGGAGGGAGGGAGGGGGGUUUGGGUGUUUGCUGGGAAGAAACUCGCGAUCGCGUGAGAGAGAUCCCCCGACUCGCGAGGAUGGACUUCAACGUGAAGAAGCUGGUGAAGGACGCGGGAGCCGCCCUCAGCAGGGUCGUCCAGAUGACGGAGGAGACGCUGGGCACGUCGGAGAAGACCGAGCUGGACGCGCAUCUGGAGCACCUGGCGGAGAGAGGGAACUCCACCAAGACGUGGACGGAGAAGAUACUGCGGGACAUGGAAGCCGUGCUCACUCCGAAUCCCGGUAACAGAAUUGAGGAUUUCUUUUACGAGAAGAUCGACAAGAGGAGACCUAACAGGUUGAGCAACUUGGAGUGCGUAGGCACCGAUAUGAUAGAAGCUGGGAACGACUUUGGCCCAGGGAUAGCUUACGGUAGCGCGUUAAUCAAAGUCGGCCAGUGCCAGCAGAGAUUGGGGCAGAUCGAGAGGGAUUUCAUAGGGACCGCUGCCAAUUGUUACAUACAGCCUCUGAGGAAGUUCUUGGACGGAGAAAUGAAGACUGUCAGCAAGGAAAUGGCGAUACUGGAGACUAAGAGAUUGGACCUGGACGCGUGUAAAAAUAGAGUAAGGAAAGCGAGGAGCAUGCUGGGUCAGCAGAGUGAGUCCGGCAUAUCACCCGAAGUGUUGCUCGAUCAGGCAGAGAGGGAGCUGAGGGUAGUGCAGUCGGAGUUCGAUCGGCAAGCGGAGAUCGUGAAGCUGCUGCUGGAGGGUGUCUCGAGCUCGCAGGCCGGACACCUGCGGUGCCUGCACGAAUUCGUGGAGGCGCAGGCACGCCACUACGCGCAAUGCCACGCUGUCAUGCAGGAUCUGCAGCGCGAGCUUGCCGGGGCACGUCAACCGAGCCCUUUGCUGAGAGUCAACAGCGAGGAAGUGAUCGAGCUAAACCCCUCGCCCACUCUCUCUCAAAACUCGCCCGUAACCGCCGGAUCUGCCGCUUACGUUACCGCCACAUUCGACACUGAUACCAGUAAAGUUUAGCUUUUCAACCCUCCGGACACGAGGCGUCGGAUCGUUAUGAAUUUCGGAGUCCCGUUGGCAAUUUAAUUGACGGAUCUACGUUAGCACGAUUACGCAGUUUUUCCCCCUUUUCCAGCGACGUUCGUUGAAACUUCACUUCACGUACGCGUUAAAAAGCUUGGCCCCCCGACCGUCGCUUAAUCGUUGCAGCCUUGUUAUCAAACGAAUACUCUAUAACGUUGUAUAAUUGUAUAUUUAGGCGAAGUAGAGAAUGGACGAAGCAAUUUCUUCUCGACGAACCUCUUUGUGAACGAUUUACGGCGAUCAGUGCGGUUUACUCUCAUCUUUACCUUCUUCUACUGUUACUAUCCUCUCGUUGUUCUUGUCCUUGAGAACAGUUGCUUUGGAUCGCCGUAACUCGACCGAGAAUGGCCAUAGUGGUAGGGGAAACUAAUCCACGGUGCUAUAACAACGCCAUGUAACUAAACAACGACAUAAUUGUAUAGAUACAUAUCACGCUUUUCUUGGUUGUAUACUAGAAUGUCGAUAAUCUGCCUAUAUUAUAAUAUACCGCGGGGGGGAGAGAGAGAUUAAAAUUCCCGUCUCGUAACAUCCGGGGCGAACCGUGUAACAAUCGACAAUGCAUGCGACUGAAUCGGUAAAAAAUUCAAGAGACACGCGCGCUCACGAAACAACUAACAAGAUGGCUCGAAUACGAGACUCGGGCUCUUUGAAUUGCAUGCAUACUAACUCAAUUCGCCACACAAUCGAACACUUCUGUCAUCUCGCUCGCUGUAACGAACCCGUGGAAUCCGGCGGUGAGUGUGUGUGUGUGUGUGUGCCUGACGAGACGAAUAUUACAAUACGUUCAUGUUGACGUUGCGUGGCAGUGACAGUCCUCAGUAAAAAAGUUGCUUACAA